AUGGCGAUCAUCAAGACAAUUGAACGCUUUCGAGUGAAGCCACGAUGGGUGUUCGUUAAGAUCACCGAUGAAGAUGGGAAGGUUGGCUGGGGCGAAGCAACUCUCGAGGGCCAUGAUCUGGCUGUCGAGGGUGCUCUUGACGAGAUCGUUGUACGGAUUAAAGGAUUGGAAGCGAACAAUAUUGAGCACAUCUGGCAGCUGAUAUGGCGUCUUGGUUUCUACCGAGGUGGUCCGGUAUUCAUGUCGGCGCUGUCUGGCAUUGACAUUGCUCUUUGGGAUUUGAAAGCACGACGGCUCAAUGUACCGCUCUAUGAACUCCUUGGCGGCCUGGUGCGAGAACGGUGUCAGGUGUAUUGUUGGAUAGGCGGAGAUCGACCAGCAGAUAUCGAAGCGGCAGCCAAAGCAAGAAAGGAGCAAGGCCUCAAAUGCGUCAAGAUGAACGCAACCGAAGACGUCAACUGGCUCGAUGCGCCCUCUGUUCUCGACUCAUCAGUUGAACGACUAAAGACAGUAAAGGCCGUCGGGUUAAACGCUGGUCUCGACUUCCACGGCCGACUGCAUCGUCCCAUGGCUAAGCAAUUGGCGAAAGCACUGGAACCGCAUCAACCUCUUUUCAUCGAGGAGCCAAUUCUUGUCGAGCAUCCGGAGGCAUUGAAGCAGUUGGCUGGCAUGACUUCGAUCCCAAUUGCUCUUGGAGAGCGGCUGUAUCAUCGAUGGGAUGUGAAGAGAUUCUUGGAGGAUGGAUUGAUUGAUAUUCUGCAGCCGGACAUCGCUCAUGCUGGGGGUGUAUCGGAGGUCAAACGCCUGGCAAGCAUGGCCGAAGCAUACGACGUCGCCAUAGCCCCCCAUUGUCCUCUUGGCCCCAUUGCCUUCGCUGCUUCAUUGCACGUCGGACUAUCGACGCCCAACUUCGUCAUCCUGGAGAUGUCGCUGGGCAUGCACUACAACACCGAAGCUGGUGAUAUCGAUCUCAACACGUAUCUCAAAGACCAGUCAGUGUUUGCGAUCGAUGCCGGACAUGUCGCGGCGCCGAACAAACCCGGAUUGGGGAUUGAUAUUGACGAGGAGAUGAUCCGGAAGAUUGCUGCUGACACGGAGCCGUGGCAGUGUAAAGAGUUUUAUGGGCCAGAUGGGUCGAUUAGGGAGUGGUAG
Saxophila tyrrhenica is the source of this 1152-nucleotide messenger RNA. RefSeq lists its product as uncharacterized. Gene Ontology annotation, molecular function: galactonate dehydratase activity. Lineage: Eukaryota; Fungi; Ascomycota; Dothideomycetes; Mycosphaerellales; Extremaceae. The transcript is spliced from 5 exons. The record is from RefSeq and is a predicted model, not a curated record. Bases 1 to 1152 code for a protein of 383 amino acids. Gene Ontology annotation, biological process: amino acid catabolic process; D-galactonate catabolic process.